Molecule: messenger RNA, 16182 nt
Organism: Cinara cedri
Lineage: Eukaryota; Metazoa; Arthropoda; Insecta; Hemiptera; Aphididae
Source: the annotation of a GenBank genome assembly
AUGCACAUUCUCAUACAAAAGGUGAGCUAAUUUAUACGAUAUAAAUUAUUUUUGUAAUAAAUAAAAAUAUCGUUCUAACAAAAAUUAGGUAAUAACUAAUAUAAUAAAAUACUGUGUUAUAUUCAUAAGCACAUAUUGAAACGUUUUAAUAUUGAAUAUACCUAAUAAUAUGGACAUAUGGUUUAUUAUCAUUUAGUUUAACAAUUUUUUGGUUGGCGAUUUAGUUUGUUCUUUAAAGAUAUCUACAGUUUUGCCGAUUUUCAUUAUAUUUUAAUAGUUAUUUACAAAAUCGUAACACGGUGAAAUUUAAUAAAGAAAACCAGCUACUUUUAUAAAAUAGUUGUUCGUUAUUUUGUUAUUAGUCUGAAAAUAAUUUGGUAGGUAUCUUAUAUAGAUUUCAACUGUUCAACAUUUAUUUUCAUAGUCCCAGGGAAUUCAAUUUAGUGUAUAAUUGUCAUUACAAACAAGUUCAAUGUUGAAAAUACUAUGCAUAUAUUUAUGCAAUUAAGACCAAAAAAGACGUCCUAGGAUAAUGGAAACGGGUGCAGCCGCUGUUAUAGGUAAUUUAAUGUAUAUCUGUAAGCAACAAUAAACCAUUGCUCAUAAAAAAACGAUUUUGAGCACAUUUCAGUUUAUAAUGAUGCUUUGUCAAUAAUAUAUAUGUUAUAUUAUAAUAAAAUAAGUAAAUAGGCAUUAUAUAUUUUCUUUAAUAAUAUUUGUUUCAAUUGUAUCGAUUUUUCCCAUUUAUUAGGAAAACUCCCAGUAAAAUCGAAAAAUUACCUCUUUAAAGUACCUUCCCAGUCAGAUUUCCGUUCAGAAAAAGUGCUAUCAUUUUAAAUCAGAGCAAAAUUGAUGGUAGAAGAGUUUUACACAGAAAAAAAGGCCAUCAUAUUUUUUUACUAAUACCUGAUUUUCGUACAUUUUCCGUUUUUCUAACAUUUUAUCCCGGUUUUUCUCAGAUAUUAUGAAAACCACUUAAAAAAUCAAAAAAUGAUCUCCUUAAAUUACCAUGGAGAUAAAAUUUCCUUUCAGAAAAUAAGCUACAUAUGAUACGCAUGGGCAAAAUUUCUGGUAGAAAAGUUUUUACAACAAAUUGAGGGGUAUUUUGUGAUUAAAGUAGUCCGAAGGAGCGAUGGCUUGGGUUUCUCUAGGUAUGUCCAAAAUGCAUUUGUUUUUUUUUUGUUUGGGUAAAAGAGAAAAAAAUGCAAAACAUUUUUUUUUGACACAAUGGUUUGAACUCGGAACCCCUAAGACGAUAACAGGCAUAAAUAAUCAUUAGGUCACAAUAAAUAUGUUUUAAUAAUGACAAUAUAGAGUUAUUUAACAUAGCAUAUAAAAUCCGAGUAAUAUUAGAACUUCAAAAAGUUAUAAUUUCAAAACUUAUAGUCAGUCCGCUUAAUUCUGACUUCAUCAUCGUUCUUAAAUUGGCAAUGUAUAUAUACAUAUGUUCAAAAAAAAAAAAUUUAAAAAUUAUAAUUGUUAUACAUAAUUUUUUUCUAAAACGAUUUUCGUCAAAAUAUGAUAUAGAAAUUCCCUUAUAAAAAGAAAAUACCACACCACUCAAUUUUAUUUUUAUUGUUUUUACUACAGAGUAAGACUUUUUAUAAACUUCCUAUUAAAUUUUGUUACAUUUCUGUUCAAGUCUUACAAUUUUACCACAGAGUACCUACCGAAUAUAUAUUAUGCACAAAACUUGCAAAAUUAAAACGUCUAUAAAUAGCACAAAAUAAAUUCCCGUUUUUCUUACGUUUUAUCCUGGUUUUUCCCGGAUAUUAUGAAAACCGCUUGAAAAAUCAAAAAAUGACCUUCCAAAAGUACCAUCUGGGCAACAUUCCCUUUCAGAAAUGCCGAACAUAUAUAACUGAGCAAGAUUUCUGGUAGUUUUUUUUGUACACAGUAUAAAAAAAAAAUAUCAUCUUAGUAAACCAAAUACAAUCUUCGCUACACUCAGAAUCUAAAAUAAAGAAAAAAUAUUAUAAUUAAAAAAAAUAUAUCAAAAAUUGACUUAAGGCUUUCUCCCUGUGAUCAAAGAAUACGUUUGAAAACAAUUUUUUUUUUUAAAUACUGGGGACGGUUGCGGCCAUUAUUGUAGGUGGGUAGCUAGAAAUCCUAUCCAUAAAUUUAUUUAAUUUAUACCUAUAACUAACGAUAUACCAUUGUUAACGAAAAAUAAUUCGGAGCGAAGUUUGGUUAUACAUGUUUAGAAAUUCUAUAAUACUUACGAUUUUUGUCAAUAUUUGAUACUUAUUAAAACUCUUAUUAAAAAAAAAGAUACAAUACGCUCAAUUCUUUUUUUUCUUACCACUUUGUACAUUUAUAAUGUAACCACCUGUUUAAAUUGCAUGUAUUUUCGUUUAGUUUAAUAAUUUUAUCCACAAAGUUCCUACCAAAUUAUGUAAUUAUGUAAAAACACGCAAAAUUAAAACGUCUAUAAAUAGCUCAAAAGUGACUUGAAAUUUUUUUAAAUUCUACCACGUCUAGAAAAAACAAAUAUAAAGUCUUUACAGAUAUUUUAAACUGUAUUACAACGAAAAACAAAAUUGAAAAUAAUAAUAAAAACAUUAUUUUAGUAAAUUUGUCCGUUCUUACUGCGUUUUUUUUCGAUUCUGUUCAAUUAUUAAAAAAACUACAGGAAAAAUUAAAAAAAUACUCUCUCACUCACCGACUAGAUUAAAAAUUCAACAAUUAUGAUUUCUUGUCAAAUAUAGUUUGCAAAAGUUAUAAAAACAAUGAAAUCGGUAACGCUGUAGCGCGCAGAAUAUAUAUUUACCAUCUAACCUACCUACAAUUUUUUUUCAAUUUUUUCCAAUUAUUAUAAAAACCCCUUGGAAUAUCAAAAAACAAUAUACUCAAUUCACCAACUAGAUAAAAUAUUUUUUCAGAAAAAGUGCUUCUCUUGAUACAUCGGAGAGCAAGUAAAAAAGUAACUCAAACAAAAAAAAAACCGUCAUAGUAAAACCAAUAGAUCCCUCGUUACAAAUCAAGUUUUUACGUAUGUCUAAAGUGAAUUGAAUACUAUUGGAAAUACACAGGUUUGCAGGUAUAUUGCCCGUUAGAUUGACAGAAACAGACAAUGUACGUUCAACUCUCUCUUAAUAUUAUUUUAACUAGGAGCCUAUAGGUAUAUAAUAUUAUUAGGUUUAGUCAAGAAAAAUAGUAUUUUAGUAAAAUAUAACAUUGUAACAAAUUCCGUCGUGAACAGUGGAAUAUUAUCAAAUAUUUUUCAAUUGGUGAUGAUGGGCUUAAUAUUGUAAAUGGAAAUUGUACGUAAUAAUACAAGCAAAAUAUAUCUACAUCGAUUAUAUUAUAAAGCCUUUUGCUUGAGAUUAUUUUAAAAAAUACAUUAUUAUUGUGUAGUAUGUAUGAGUACAUGUUGUACCUACAUACUAUUACAUUUGAAAUAAUAUAAGGAUAUAAAUUAAAUUGCCUAUUUGUUUAAUGUUAUUAUUGUAAUAAAUUAUUGUGGAUGAUAUCUAUAAUAUAUAUUAUUAUUAUUUUUGUGUAAUGUGCCUACGAAAAUAAAUAGUAGUUUUAAACGCGAGAUCUGAAAUUGUAUGAAAAACCAAAUGAGCUCUUGUAAUCCGCUCACCAGCCUCUGAAAUCAUACAUUAGGUAGUUAGCUAUAUAGUAUAUCCAACGAAAAUUAAACAAUAUUAUCAUCGUUCAUCAUGAUGUUUAUAAAAACAUUAUGUAUCUCAAGUGCUUGAUUACAAGCACCUCGAUGGAUGGAUAUGUAUAAUGAACAAGUUAAUGUGUAUUAAACGAGUAGAUACAAAUUACAUUACCUAUCGUUUAUAAUAUAACUAUAUAACAAUCAUAAGAUAUAAUUAUUAUAUCUUGAAGAAUAACUAUAGGCUUACGCCAGUCAAUACCGCGGUUAAAAACGAUAUGUAGUAUCUAUUCAUGGACACAUACAGUACUUUACCUACAUCAUUGUAAUUUGUAUUUGUAUACAUAGGUAUAUAUCACAAUUAUUAUUCUGAAGUCUAAACCAGUGUUUCUGAACCUUUUUACUAUCGCGACUUCCUAAAUAAAUAUUACAUUUUUUAACAUCCUUAAAUAUUUAUAUUUUAUGCACGGCCAGUGGCGUACUUAACUAUCUCUUAAGAGGGGGGCAGCGAAACAUAUUUUAUCCCAUUCUUAAAAAUUUUAAAAAUAUAAUAACGCACACAUAUUGUCAUAUAUAAUUAUACGACCCACGGGGAGCGAAUGACCCUUUCGUCCUCCCACAAUUGCGCCACUGUACACGGUGACCCAAUAUUUUUGGUGACCCUAAAUAAUUAGUUGAUGACCCCCAAAGGGGUCAUUGUGUCCCCAGGUUGAGAAGCACUGGUUCAGACUACCCGACUCUUGAUAGACAACAUUUAUAUAGGUACUGCUGUAUGGUACUAUUUUCUUCAACUGGCAAAGUAUAGAGUGUUCCAUUUAUGUGUUUACACUUGAUAUUUAAAACUUUUUUUUUGACUUUUAUCAAUAAUUUUUUUUGGAAAAUUGUAUAGCUACUUCUUUCUUAAAUUUAAUUAAGUUAAUUAAGCCAGUAACAUUAAACAAUUGUAUUUCUAGUACCUAUAGGUAUAAUAUUAAUAAGUAGGUAAAUUUUAUUUACUUAAGUCUAAGUAUUUUAUAGAUAGCUAUAGAUCUGCUCCAUUUUUUUUGUAUUUUUUCUCGUUAUAAACAAGAUGAUUUGUAUUUUAAUAUGGUAUCAAUAAACUAAAAUGCCUACAUUUAAACGUUGAAUUUUCUAAAUAAGUGCAUACCUACAUAAAAAAAUUAAUUAAGUUUAUCCAUAUUGCAUGUAUAAUGUAUGUGUAGUUACUAAUUACAGUCUACAGGGCAAAUAUAUAUAUAUAUAUAUAUGUAAAUAUGUAUACAAUAUAUUAGCCAAUAUUUUCAGUGUUUAAUAUUCACCACGAAAUAAAAAUGUAAUUUGUUACUUUAAUAAGAUAAUGCUAUGUGCUGAUGUCCAUCAAUAAAUAUGUUCUUAUACUUACAAAGAUACAUAUCUAAACGACGUGUAUUUAAAUCUAAUUCCUUAGUGUUUAUACAUUAUGUUUAAUAAAAAAUAAUGUUUACAAUAGGUUAUGGAUCUAAACGAAUCAAAUACGUGGAAUUUUAUUUUUAUGUUGUUGUUGGCUAUUUUGGUUAUAAUUAUGAUAGUAAAGUUUAAAAACAGAAGAACAACAAUAUUAGCCAAUAAAAUACCCGGUCCUGAUGGAUUGUUUCUUGUUGGUAUUUUACCUGUUGUGAUACAAGGUCCAGAAAAAUUUCUCACGAAUUGUUCAAAACUAUACCGCAUGUGAGUUGUAACACUAUUGAUUAUGUACAGUAAAUAAAUCUAUAACGUAUAAUAUACUUAAUUUAAAUUUGCUCUACAACGAAAACUGAUUAGGUAAUUUAGUAUCCAUAAUGCACUAAAACUAUAUAUUAUUUAUUCGACGUGAUUUCAUAAUUAUUAAUAAAAUUAACAUUUUGUAUAAGUAAUGAUUAUAAAAAUAAUUCCAGGUACGAGAAGUCUUUGUUUAAAGUUUGGCUCUUUGAUCGUCUAUUGAUUGUGCUGACACAACCCGAAGAUAUUGAAUUUGUUUUUACCAACCCAAAAUUACAAAAAAAAUCAAAGGAAUACUCAAUUCUACGAGAAUCCAUCAUGGGCCAAGGAAUAUUUACAAACGAUGACAUUCAGAAAUGGAAGAAUAACAGGUAGAUAAUCGUCGUACUGAGCUAUACACAUUUUAAUUGUACCUAUCUAUAGUUAUAAAAUAAUUCGAAGAUAUAAACGAACAAAUGGACCGCGCGGUAGGUAUACGUUUAAGGGGUUUAACGUUUUCCGCGUAAGUUUAUUGUACUCAACAAUUAUGUAUUUUAUUCGUUUAAAUUAAAACAUACCUAUAUAAUAGUAUAAAAAGAGGUACGCACCUAUAAUAACAUGUUAAGUAUAUAAUAUGUAUGUAUGCAUGUAUUGUAAUUAUUAUUUUAGAAAAAUGGUAUCUGGAGGUCUAAGUUUUUCGAUGAUUAAAUCGUUUAUACCAAUAUUUUAUGAAGAGGCGAAUGUCCUUAGCGAAAUACUGAACAAAAAAUGCGAUUUAAAAUCGAAGGAGUGUGAUAUAAGUAUUCCAGUAAGUAUGGCUACAAUGGAAAUGAUCGGGAAAACAGCGUUAGAUGUAACAUUCAACGCUCAAAAUAACAGCCGUCAUCGAUUCAUUGAUAAUUUACAAACGACCUUACAAGUAAGAUAAUUUUUCUCCCUAAUAAUAUUCCUACAUCCAGUGGUGGAUACAGAAAAUGGCGAAGAGCCACCUUCACCCCUCCUACCACUCUUCAAUAAACUCUUAGCAUAAUUCAUCAUUGUGCUCAUCAUAAAUGUGAGCCUUAUAUGAAUUUUAAAAAUUCCCUCUUUCGUUACUUUGUCUUAAAUCCGCCUCUACCUAUACAGAAUGAUUCACUAAUUACACUCACCCCAUUUUUGUGAUUACAUUUUGCAUUUAUUCAAAUUCUGGAUUUGAAAUAUUUAAGUGUAUGUUAAAGCCAAUAUUUUUGAAUACUUAGAUUUUUCACAAUAUUUAAAGAGUGUCCUGUUGCGAUAUCAACUUUGGUGUUUUAAAUGAAAACCUAUAUUAAAAAUUCUAUAAAUAGACGGAGUAUUACUCUAAAUAAAUUUUGGUGUUAAAAUUUUUAAUUUCUGUCAAUUCUUUGACGAGAUAUUUCACUUUUAGAUCAGGUGGGGAGAGAGUAUAGUGUAGUAUCAUUUGCAUGUGCGACGGCACGGUAUGUGGCAUUUUAUUAGUGCUCAACUAAUCUCCUCCUACUUGAACUAAACUUAAACAUUCUAAAAAUUAGAAUUUGAAUAGAUGCAAAAUGUAACCAUAAAAAUGGGGUGAACGCGCCAAAUAAAUUAUACGCUGUACAUAAAAAUAAAUAUGCUUUUAUACUCAAUUAAUUAAUAAUUUAUGUAGACGUGGGAAUAUAGAAUUACACAUCCAUGGUAUUUGAGUAAAACAUUAUUCAAAUGGUCAAAAGUCAGUCAAAAACAUGACCAAAGUCAGCAAAUCAUAAAUGAAUUCACUGAUGAAAUAAUUAAUGAAAAGUUUUCCAAGUUAAAUCAAAAUACAGAAGGCAAUCAUAAGAGAAAUUUAGAAACGGACGACGAAGUCAUUGGCCGAAAAAUGAAAACCGUUAUAGAAAUUCUUCUAGAAAAUUAUCAUGGGAUGUCACACAAACAAAUACGAGAAGAAUUAAUAACAAUUAUGAUUGGUAAAUAUAUGAAAAAAUAUAUGUGUUACGGGUAUAAACUGAAUUUAUAUGCUCUAAAAAUAUACAAAAAUCACUUCAAAUAAACGUCAAAUAAUUCUUUUUUGGCAUGCAAUUAAAGUGCACCCAAUUCUGGCAUGGGUUAAUUUAAAUGGUAUUUUAUUUGCGUUCAUAGAACCGAAAAAUAACGUAAAUAUCUGAUUCCGCAAAUUCGUGUUUAAGUCUCAAAUGAUGAUAACAAAAAUGGUCUCUCUAACAUAUAGGUAUAUCAUGUAGUUAUGAUUCUUUAUACAGUAUUAACACAAUAAUAUUACAGGCCGAAACUUUUCUCAAAUACUCACACUGAAUAGCCAACUUUACCCAAAAUUAUUUUUCAUAUCCGUUAAAAUACACUGCCCUUUGGGUUGUAUACGGUGUCGGAUAAAUCUAUAAGCAAAUUAAGCACUGCUUAAGGCCCUCGAAAAAAUUCGGCCCAUAACAUUUUUUUUUGUAUUGAGAAAAUUUCAAAUCUGUAGAUUUACACACUAAGUCAAUGGUCAGACUAGAUCCGGUUAGGACAUCGGCCGAAUAUUUUUCGUCUGCCAAAUUAUUCGACCGUUUAUCGGGGACAAAAUUUGGCCGACAGAAAUGGUCAGACUACAUUAGGAUUUCGGUUGAAUUCACCAAAAUUAUACAGUACCUAUAUACACAUGUAUUUCUAUAUAACAAAAUAUUUUGUUUUCAUCUGGCACCGGCCGUGUACGACCGAAUUUAUGGGAUGUAAUGUGACAACUGCAAUAAUACCUAAUAUGUGUAAGAAUAAGAUGAUCUAAAUUGAUCUAAAUUAAAUCUGACUAAAAGUUUUCAAAAAGCUAGAAAAAAGAAUUAUGCAUAGAUGAAGAGGAUAGACAAUAGUAAACAGUUGCAACGAUGACUGACUAAUUUUAUAAUAAAUAUACAUAUAUUUUAGUAUUUGCCUAUAAUUCAAAAAUAUAUUUAACACGAUGAUGUAUUAAAUAUUAUUUAUAUUCAUAAUUAAAAUUAUAAAAACGAAAAUUUGUUUUAAUUUGAGUUUAGAAGUACAGUUGAGAUAUAGGACAGCUGUAUACUAUUUGUUUACUUUUUAUGGCCAAUUAGGCCCGUCUGACUUAUUUUCUUAAGGUCCGUAAAGCACUUAAUCCGGUUUCUUAUGUUUAAAUAAAGCUAUUUAGUAUUUAUUAUUUUAAAUGAUAGGUUAGGUUUUAUUUUGUAAUUUUCUAUGUCGUCGAAAAAAAAAAAUAUUUUCGGUUGUACUUGUGUUGUAUUAAUGCAUUUAAACAUCUUUCGACAAUUAUUUUAAAUACGAAUUCGUAAGUUUCGAUCGAUUACCAAUCGAUCAACCAAUAAAAAAAAAAAUGAAUGGAAUAUAAUGUCCAUUUCCAUGCCCAUGUAUGGUGAAAAUUUGUUCAUUAAAUCUUGCCGAAUAUUUAAACGUGCAUCCAUGUAUAUAUUUUCUACUUUGCUCAAGAAGCGUAAAUUUCUUUCACCAGAAAAUACUAUUAAAUUUUUAUUUUUAUCGUCAUGUAACACAAAAUAUUCUCCUUGGACAGUCUUUAUUUCAGCUGUGUCAUUGUACUGAUGAACUUCGUUUAUAUUUGUAGGAUUAAGUGGAAGAACGUUUGUACGAGCUUUAUGUAUGUUUUUACUUAAUCGUUUAAAAUUAGCUACGUUUAAAUUUAAUGAUGCGUCAUUUUGGACAAUUUCUUUAAGUACAACUUUUUUCAGUCUUGUAUAGAGAUCUAAAGCUGUUCGUUUGCAUGCUGUGUUCAUUAUAUGACAACUAAUAUUGGAUCAUAUGAAUCGCGAUUGUGUUCUCCAGCUAAAGAAAUCUUUUUUUGUCGUUGAACCAUAAUUAUAUUUAAAAUUAUUAUAAAGCACCAUAUGGCCUCCUCGUUUACUUUCUAAGAACUCCAUAAAAAAAAAACAAAAAGAAACGUAUGCACUAAUUUUACAAAAAGCGUAGAAACGAAAUUCGUAUCAGUUGCACCAAAUUACUAAACUCUCAUAUUAUAUUGUUAUUUCGAACGAACGAAAUGACUAUAACAAUAAAUACAUAUUACAUAAUUAUACCUAAUCGUGAAUAUUAUCAAUAUUGUUACGACGUGCAUACCAAAUCCGACUGUAAAUAUAGGUAUUCACCAUUUUCCACGUUAUAAAUUUAUAAUAACUCUCUGGGUAAUGCUAAAUGGCUUAAAUAAAAAUGUUGUAUACAUACAGUUAAAAACACGUGAGAAGUGAUGGAAAUAAUUUUGAUAAAUGGUUCCAAAAAUAUUAAACAUAAAACAACGGGCGAAACGAAUGUAUUUAAUUUAGGCGAAAAAAUAAAACGAAUUUAUCAUUUUUGGGCAAACAGAGAACGUGGACGAAAAGAGACCUGCCCCUAUAUACAGAAUGUAGCACGAAAAUUUGUCAUCUGAAAUAACUCUGUUAAAUAUUUUUAAGUUUUUUUUUAUAUUGUAAUAAUUAUUACUAGAGUUCUGCUCGAUAUGAUUCCUCUAUUUUAUACAUUUUUAGUUGUAUCACAACCUAACCUGACCCACUCACUUAAUUUUCUCGGCAUGAUCAUCAAUAUUUAAAAAUCCGCACAACCGUUAAAGCUUUAUAAGGGGAAGAUAUAAUUCCUACAUAAAUAAUAAUAUAAACGUUUUAAAUUUUAAAUUUUGCCUUUGAAAUAUUCGUUUAUGUUAUUUAAAACGUGCGGUUUUUAACUAUCCCGCAAAAUAAGACUAAAAAAAAAAAUAAGAGAUUAUACUGGGGAUAGAUGUGCUACUGUUGUAGGUGAAAGUUGGGAAGGUAAGAUUCUUGGUUAUUUCAUUUAUCUGUAAGCAACCAUAAACCAAUGGUAACGAAAAAUGAUUCAGAUAGAAGUUCGGUUACAGUUAUGUUUCGAAAGACCGUAAUAUUUACGAUUUUCGUCAAAAUUUGAUAUGAAAAUUUAAUAAAAAAAAAAAUACUCCAUUACUCUCAAUUUUUCUAUUUUUUAACUUAUUUUUAAUUAUAACUUAUAAUGAACCUCUUCUUAAAUUUUCAAACAUUUCUGUUUAGUAUCUACCAAAACAAAUUACGUGAAAAACUUGCAAAAUUAAAAUUUUUAUAAUUAGCUUAAAAAUGCUUAAAUGUUUUGAAAAUUUUACCACGUUUAAAAAAAACAAUAGUACAUUUUCUGUCAAAAUUUCAAGUCACUAUGAAUAUUGUCAUCUAUAAUAAAAUAAAUAUAAUUAAAAAUAAUAAAUACAUUUUUUUCGAAUAUUUGGUCGUUUUUGCUCAAUUAUUAAAAAAAUUAUUGUAAAAAUCAACAAAACGAAUUGAUUACUUAUCAACUAAAUCCAAAAUUUAACAAUAAAGGUCUCUUUUAGUUUUUCUAUCAAAGCAAUUUUUCUGGUAGAAAACAUAGUUUGCAAAAAUUAAAAACAAUGAAAUCGGUAACACUGUGGCGUGCCGUAAAUAUUGGCUGUUUUACUUAUAUUUUUUUUCCAGUUUUUCUCGAUUAUUAUGAAAAACCUUUGGGAAAUUAAAAAAUGACCGCCCCAAUGCAUCAGCUAGAUAAAUUUCAUUUUAGAAAAAAGGGCUACACUUAUUUCAUCGGAGCAAGAGUUCUGGUUGAAAAGUUGCUCGCACACACACACACACACACAAAAUAAUAAUAAUAAAAAAAAAAAAUACACAUCACAGUAAAACCAAUAGAUUCCUCGCUACGCUCCGAAUCAAAUAUAUCUAAUACAUUUCUGGCUAACGGUAAAUAAUAUUAUUUCUAUUACGCUAAUACUAUAGAAGACAAGCGACGGAGACAUAACUAUAGAUAAUAUAAUUUUCUAUGCUUAAAUUAUUUUGUAUAAUAUUAUCUUGCAGGAGGACAAGAAACGACCGCUAUGACGAACGCUUGUACGAUCUUCAUGUUGGCCCAUCACCAAGACGUACAGGACAAGGUACUUUUAAUUAUAAAAUAUUAUAAUAUCGCUGUUUACGUUGUAUCGAUAUCAGUGGGGGGCAGUGGGGCGUUGAAGAAUUUGUCAUGGUAGAGGAUUUCGAUCACUUUUCAAAUAAUGUGCCACGGUGGCCUUUGCCUCCCAUAUCCCCCUACCACUGUAUUUUCAAUACUAUUAUACUAUAAUAGGAAUUCAACCAAAAUUAUCUCGAGGUUCAUAAUUAAAACAAUAUGAACAUAACCAAUAACUUAUAUCCGCAUGCACUAAAUACAAGCAUGAACACAUCGGAUUUCGUAUUAGACACAUUUAACACGACAUUGUAAGUUGUACUUAAUGGUAAUAAUAAAGUUGAGCACAAUUUAGAUGGUUUUAUAUGCGUUAAAAGAUGAAAUUUUGUUUGAAACUUUUGAUUAAUGGUUUUCACAAUUAUCGUCAAUAUAUUUGAACUUAAAAGUACACUUAUAAAAAAAUAUCUAUUAUGUGUAUUAAGUUUUAAUUUUUUUUUACCACAACUUUAAGGACUACUUUGUGUUCAAUUUUCGUAGAUUUUUGAUUGACCAAAAAAAAUAAAGUCUAAUACAAUCGAAAAAUUGAAUGGUUAUGAAUAACUAUAAAAACAUCAUCAGAAUGUUUUUAAAAUGUACUAACUUUUCAACUGCUCAAACUAGAAAAAAUUUGCUAACAGAAACCAGCCCUGAUGUUUAUGUUCGGAACGAGAUUUCUAGUAGUAAAGUUAUUUACAAACAGAAAAAAAACAUAUAUCAUAGUAAAACUAAUAUAUUUCCAACUACGCUCAGAACCUAUAUAAAUUACAUAAAUAAACUAAAAUCGAAUAUAGGGAUUUACAGAAAAAAUUGGUUUUUCAGAUAUAUUCAGAGUAAUUCAAAAUUUAUCUUAUAGCUAUUUUAUUAUGUAAUUAUUCAAAGUAGAAAAAAAUGUACAACAUAAAAAUUUUUCGAUUUAUAAACAAAGUGUAAUUUUUUUUUUGCUUUCUUUUUUGGAAAAGUUUUGGUGAUCAACUUUUAAAAUAUAAAUAAUAAUUUAUAUUCAAAAUUCCACAAAUAGAUGAAGUGUGCAACACGGAAUUAAAAAGUGUGUAGCGGCUAUAUUAUGAUAUUUAUUUGAAGGCAUUCGUUUUUAAUUUAAAAUUUGUUUGCACUUUCAAUAAUUAAGAUUGGAAAAAAAUAAAUACUAAAAUGUAUCUUUAUUAAAAUUUUAAAUAACAAGUCGACUCGUUUAAUAUUGACAGUUAUCACAUAUUAAUAUUUUCAAAGAUGAUGAAAGCACAGAAUAGAUUAAGGUACAUUAAUUAUCGUUGUUUAAUUUAUAGGUAAUAGAUACAUUAAUAAAUAAAGAACUGAAACUGAUCACAUUAUGUGUAAUUAAUGUUUAUAAUAUCCAUGACUAGUGGAUUGUAAUAGUUAUGUAUUUUUUGAAAUUGAUUUGAGUUAAUUUAUAUAUAUAAAAAAUAAAAAACAAAUAUACUAAUUUAGUUCCUUUGAGAAAAUCUAAAAUAACGUCUUUAAGACAAGCACUAUAAAAGUUUAGAAUCCAGUCUUUAAAAAAAAAAAAAAGUGGGCUAUUUGUCCUUAUAUUAUGAUAAAACAUAGAGGUAAAUAUAAGUUGAGAUUAAUUUGCAAGCGGUUACUUUUUCGUUAAUGUGCUGAUCAAAAAUUCUUCCCUCUUUCCGUCCCCUCAAAAUCUGAAAUAAUUCCAUUGCGGGGGAGGGGAUAAUACACCUAUGAUAUAGUAUGGUUUAGUAUAAAGUUUGCAAGACGAUCAAGUAUACAUUUUAGCUUCUGGUUCAUAUUAUACAUUUUUCUCUAUUUUGAACAUUAAUACAUAAUAAAAUGGCUUUAUCAUAAAUUGUUUUGCCCCGUAUAUUAUAUGAUUAUUAUAAUAUAAUAUUCGGUGUUUAGGUGUUCGAGGAAAUACAAACGAUAUUCUCAACUGGCGACCGUGAUAGACCACCCACGUACGAGGACAUGCAACAAAUGACAUAUCUCGAACGAGUGAUCAAAGAAACGCUGCGACUGUUUCCUCCAUUGCCGAUAAUUGCCAGAAAAUUGGAAGAAGAAAUGAAAAUCGGGAAACACUUAUGUCCGGCCGGUAUAUUAUUACGAUAAUAUUAUAAUAUAUACUUAUAAUCCAUACUUUAUACGCAUUGCUCGAAUCGAAAAAAUUUCAAAAUUUUCAAAAUAUUAGCAUCCUUUACAAUGAAUAAAUUCAACCUGACUCGAGUCCCCAACCAAUAUUUCCCACCAAAUUAUUACAAUAUAAUGUAUCAAUAAUAUGAACCAACCAUCACAAUGAAUAUUUGUGAAAACACUCUAGAAAAACAAAUUAAAUAUAUUAAGAGGAUACCAGCGAUUUUUAAAUCCAGCAAAUACAUCUACAGCUUUUACUAAAUCAAUAUUAUUUACUUCUUCUUUUUCAAUAUUUAGCACCAUAAGAUCAUUUAAUCUUUGAUCAUCGCCCAUUGAAAUACGAUUUUACAUUUUUAAACGAUGAAAAAAUCUUUCAUUUUAUGCCAUUGUAAUUGGUACAGUUUUUAUUAAUGCAAUCAUUUUCAAUAUUUCCAUAAUUGACUAUUGACCGUAAAGUCCCUUAUCUAUAUACGUGUUCUAUACGUAUCAGGUAUGUCUAUAUCGUGUAUAAAAUACACGAUACACAUACUGACAGAAAAAUAACAAUAUCUACUGUUAAUAUAAAAAUAUAAUUUAAUUUUAAUUAUAUACAAAAAUGGUACAUUAUUUCAGCACGCCAAUCGGGACUAUUUGAAAUGUAAGGGGCGCGACCGCACACCCUGCUCCCUCAAAUGACGCCCCUACAUUAUUCUUUAGCAAAUCCUUUACCUCUCCGUAUCCAAGACAGGACAUAAGAGCAAUGUUUAAAAGUUCUUACUGGUGUUGGACACAAUUUAUAAACGUAAAAAAGAAAUAUUAGUAGAAUUUAAUGCAUUUCUUUUAAUAGUCACUAAAUUGUUCAUGGAACUAAACGCACGGUCACGCCCACUUGCUGAAAUUGCGAUUGUCUUAAUGGCGAAUUGUCUUAACAGAAGAUUCAGAUUUACUAUUAUUCAAUGUUAUUUUUACAAAAUAACACGUUCCGCUCUCCCGUUUUAAUGAAAAUAAUUUGAGUACAAAAACACGACAUACUGAUUCUAGUCGCGCGCACAUUGUAUUUUAAUACAUUUUUAAAUAAAAAAGUCGAGCUAGCCUAACCUUUCAAUACUGUUAUCACAAUGCGGUAUAAUAAUAACAUUAUUACAUUAUUUACAGUGUAUAGAUUAUAGAUAAGUAAUCACUGUUAGUUUAAUUCUCGUGUAGUGAAGGCACAUAUUAUAGUCUAUAUAUUAUGUAGGUGCCAAAGUGGGCUAUUGAGGAAUUUGUCAUCCUAACCCGGAAUAUUUUUUUUUCUGUUAAAUUAAUGUUUAUUUUCGUAAGUAACAAUAAUAUUUAUUAUUAUUAUUAUUUUAUAAUAUAAUAAUCGAAAAAGUAUUUACCUAUUUUAAUACGAAUAUUCGUUUCCAUAAGGUAUGUAACGUAUAAAUAUUUUUUAACCCUCCCACUCGAAACGUUUAUUACCGGGUACCUAUACGCCACUGCAUUUCGAAAAGCUACCUAUCAGCUACGUUGUUUAUCAAUUUUUAAAAGUAGGUAGGGAGAACAAACAACUCGUAUUAUAUAUUAUUGUGAUUGUCUUUCCUACCAUAAAGGUGAGUUUACACGCUCAGUUAAACGGCAAACGGCGCAAACUAACCGUAUGUGUAAGUGGAAAUCGUAUGUCUGCUCAGUUCAAAAUUUUGGACUGUGCGAGUUCAGGCGAUGCCUGAAAAGAAUUAUGCAGUUACAGAAGUUACACAGUUUUCCCGUGUUUGUAAACGGAUAGCUGUGGGUUUUUAGACAGUUUUAAAAUUGAAUACCUAUAUUCAAGGGAGUCUUUCUGGGUACAGGUGAUGGGGCUUAUCGCCUUGUCCCCGGCUUUUAAUUUUUUCUAUAUUAAUGGGUUUGUUUUUAUCCAAAUGAAAAAAAAAUGUAUGUAUUUUCAAGUUACGUCUCCCCCCCGCCGGAAAAUGGGACCAGAUACACAAUUAGCUGUCUAAACUCACCUAAAGUUUCUAAAGUCAGAUGGUUCACCAGAUAAUUCAUCAAUUAAAUUUAUGUGCGAAAAUGUUUGUCUUUUUAACAGCCAAUUUUUUGAUCACUUCUUUUUAUUUAUUUAUUUUGUUUCAUUUAUUUUAUCUAAUAUUAAUAAUCUUUUUUUAAUAAAACACAGACCGCGAGAAUACAAAACUCUUGUUCAGUAAUAUAGACGACAUUUUUGCUAUAGUGGCAAAUUAAGGCUGAAGAAAAAUAUGUGUUAAUAACUGAACGUGUAAACUUAAAUAAUUUGCAUAAAAAUACCACAAAUUGGUUUGCGUAGUUUAACUGAGGGUAGAUCCGUGCAUUACCUUUUGUCAAGCACGUAUUCUAGAUCAAUUUUCAAGGGGGAGGGGGUUAAAGUAUUUUUAAUACACGAACUUGUAGUUAGUCAUUGUUAUAUUAUAAAUAUACUACUUUAAAAAUUCGGAUGGGAGGCGGUUGGACCCCCCCCCCCAUAUAUACGGGCUCGUCUAUUGUUAUAGGUAAUACGUUUGUGUCGUUUUCAAGGUUCGUCGCUGCUGAUCUCUCCGCUAUACCUGCAGUCGAGUCCGGAGUACUACGCCGAUCCGGACAAGUUCGACCCCGACCAUUUCUUGCCGGACGCGUGUCACGACCGACACCCGUACGCGUUCAUACCGUUCAGCGCGGGAUUCCGGAAUUGUAUAGGCAUCAAAUACGCCAUGGUCCAAAUGAAAACGGUCAUAUCGACGCUGGUGCGAGAGAACAAGUUUUCCCCGUCGGACAGGUGUCCCACGCCGGAACACCUGAGACUAAUGUUUUUAACGACGCUCAAAUUCGUGGACGGCUGUCACGUCAAAAUAGAACGGCGCGGACGUGAUUUACAAUAA